AUGAAGGGUAACUCCAUCCUUCUGCUUCUGGUCAUGGCCAUUUUCGUCAUGGGCCAUUUCCACCUUCUCUACCCGAUCAGCCGAGGUGACAAUGUGGACAAGAUGAACACCUUCCCCUGCGGCGGUCUCUCUGAGUCCACCAACCGCACCAAGCUGCCGUAUGGCAAUUUCCCCGUCUCCGUCCGCCUCGGUCAUUCUUCUUCUGCGAUGGAAGUCCUCAUCUCGCUGGACUACCCCGAGGAUGCGUUCCCGAUCAUCUCCACGUUCGGCGUGAAGGGCCAGGGCCAAUUCUGUCUUCCGGACGUUGAAUUCGACCCUCGCAAGAUGGGCAUCGACAAGGAAUCGGUCAAUGCCACUAUCAUGGUGCAGACGAACGGUGACCCUGACGGCGGCCUUUACGCGUGUGCCGAUGUGGAAUUCGCCAAAGACACCAAAGUCAUGGGUGCCGAUUGCAGGAACAACACCAAGUUCGAGAUCGUGACCUUCAAGGGCGAGGGCGAGAAACUCCAUGCCAACGAAUCGACCCCCGAUGGCUACAAGCAGACGCACGACAAUAAGAAUGAUGCUGGCAAGACCGAUCUUCUUAACUGGGGCAUUUCCUAUAUUCUUGUGCUCGCCUGGUAUUUCUGUAUGUAA
Messenger RNA from Penicillium argentinense, 636 nucleotides. RefSeq names its product putative GPI anchored protein. The record is from RefSeq and is a predicted model, not a curated record. The coding region runs from base 1 to 636 and encodes 211 amino acids. NCBI's taxonomy places the organism in Eukaryota, Fungi, Ascomycota, Eurotiomycetes, Eurotiales, Aspergillaceae. The transcript is spliced from 2 exons.